AUGUCCCAUUCUCCAGCCGCCACCGACGACAAACGCCACUGCCGCACAUUCACCUUCUAUCCCUGCGCCCUGACACUCUCCACGGGCGUCUACUGCACGCCCUACACCACCGGCAGCCUGGACUCCUUCUACACCCUCAUCGAAUCUCUCCCAAACACCAUCAUCCUCGUGCUGCUGAGCGACUGCAACAGCGACGACUGCCAGAACGCACGUCCGCGUGGCAAGACAGAUAGGUUCAGUGUGCCGAAGGUGCCGAGGAUGGUGCGGACGGUAAGGGAGGGCGCGGAGGAGGAUAUGGAGAGUACGGUGUGGGUGAGGGAGAGGAAUAGGGCGUUGUUGGGGGAGGUGGGGUUGGUGCAGAGGGUGAGUGGGGGGGAGGUGAGGAGUGUGGUUGGGGCGCUGCCGGUCUUGGUGGAAUGCUAG
Morchella sextelata is the source of this 423-nucleotide messenger RNA. RefSeq lists its product as uncharacterized. NCBI's taxonomy places the organism in Eukaryota, Fungi, Ascomycota, Pezizomycetes, Pezizales, Morchellaceae. The coding region runs from base 1 to 423 and encodes 140 amino acids. The record is from RefSeq and is a predicted model, not a curated record. The transcript has a single exon.